AUGCCGUCUUCAAUUGAUGCUCCUCUGCAAAUUAAGCCAAAGCCGAAUCCUUGGCUUCUUGUUGGGCUCGGAAAUCCUAGGAAAAAGUACAACGCCACUCGCCAUAAUGUCGGAUUUGAGAUGGUGGACACCAUAGCAGAAGCGGAGGGGAUUUCUAUGAAUAGUUUUUCUUUUAAAGCUUUGUUUGCGAAAGGUCAUAUUGGUAAUGUUCCUGUUAUCCUUUUCAAGCCGCAAACAUUUAUGAAUGUCAGUGGUAAGUCUGUUGGUCCUAUGGUUUCGUAUUAUAAGAUCCCACUGAAUCAAGUGCUAGUGAUUUAUGAUGAUUUGGAUUUGCCUUUUGCAAAAUUGCGUUUGUUACCCAAAGGUGGUCAUGGCGGACACAAUGGGAUGAGGAGUAUUAUUGAUCAUUUCAAAGGAAGUCGUGACUUUCCACGUUUACGAAUAGAAACCGUCCUCCUCCCUAUCUCUCAAUCUAUUCAACACUUCAAAAUGAAAACCCCAAGUUCCUCAAGGAAAACCCCUAAAUCCCGUAAACAAUCACAGCCAAAACCUCUGAGAGUGGUUCAUCCUCCACCAUUACUGGAUGCUGCACCACUCACCACCAAAGAAACCACAAAUACAUCACCCAAACAAUCUACUGAACCUACUGGUACAAAACGCAAGAUUUCAUCACCAAAAGGUGGAUCAUCUUCCAAAGUAGUCAAACGUUCGAAGCUUGCUGAUCCUAAUAGUGCUGAAGAAGGGAAGAUUAUGCAAAAACUUAAGAAGAGCAGUGAAUACACAGUUACAUACACAGUUGCUAAGUUUUUGAGGAUAUUUAUUGUUCUUGUACAUUUGUUCUCAAAAUGUUUCUGA
This is a messenger RNA of Amaranthus tricolor (Joseph's coat), 855 nucleotides long. RefSeq lists its product as uncharacterized. NCBI's taxonomy places the organism in Eukaryota, Viridiplantae, Streptophyta, Magnoliopsida, Caryophyllales, Amaranthaceae. Bases 1 to 855 code for a protein of 284 amino acids. Gene Ontology annotation, molecular function: peptidyl-tRNA hydrolase activity. The transcript is spliced from 8 exons. The record is from RefSeq and is a predicted model, not a curated record.